Molecule: messenger RNA, 623 nt
Organism: Patiria miniata (bat star)
Lineage: Eukaryota; Metazoa; Echinodermata; Asteroidea; Valvatida; Asterinidae
Product: perlucin-like protein
Exons: 2
Coding region: 43-531 (162 amino acids)
Source: RefSeq, a predicted model, not a curated record
UUUUCGAUAUAGAUCUACCUUGAGUUGAGAGCAGUUAUCACCAUGGGUCGUACUUUGUUAGUGUUUGCGUUUCUGGUGGUUGUGAUUGGGAUGGUGUGCGCAGUGCAGCAAUGCGGCGACGGCUACACCCGACGCGGGUAUUAUGGCAACUGCUACAAAGUAUCGCUUCAUCGAGACUUGUGGAUCCAGGCACGGGAAAGAUGCAGACUUGAAGGAGGCUGGCUGGUCACUAUCAGGAACGGAGUUGACCAGAACUGGGUCACCGACUUCUACCAAAGACACAGUCCUCGUCCGUGUUCUGAUGGUUACUGGAUUGGGGCGAAUGAUAUCGGAAAUGAGAAAAGCUGGGUAUGGGAUGAAAAUGGAGAUCCCGUUACUUACACCAACUGGCAGCCAGAGGAGCCAAACAACCACAACGGACGCGAGGAUGCCGCUGAGGUACGCAUGUCGGACAGCAAGUGGAACGACAUGGAUCAUCUCACAGGAGACGAGCGUUGCUACAUUUGUGAGAAGCCCCCGUCCUCCUGUUAAAAAUCCAACUAAAGCCCCGGCGUAUGAAUAGCGAUGUUUGUUCAAAGCUUCAAUAAUACAAUUUUGAUAGUAAAUCAUAUGUUGUGCUGGUC